Messenger RNA from Aspergillus japonicus CBS 114.51, 1702 nucleotides. RefSeq lists its product as uncharacterized. The coding region runs from base 146 to 1516 and encodes 456 amino acids. The transcript has 3 exons. NCBI's taxonomy places the organism in Eukaryota, Fungi, Ascomycota, Eurotiomycetes, Eurotiales, Aspergillaceae. The record is from RefSeq and is a predicted model, not a curated record.
CUCGAGACUAAGUCCACACCCACAACUCAUUAUAAGAAUGAUGGGAGGAGAAUAGUCAAGACGAAAACUUGAUAUCGAUGCACCAUCGACAUCAACUCAUUUUGUUUUCCUUCGAAAGAAAUCAGUCGAGCCUCCACAGCAAACAAUGCCUUCCGCAACCUCAACCGGCCCCUCAGCAACAUCUGAGGCCCUAGACCUUAAUCCCCACGCCAUUCUUGCCUUUUUUGCCCGACUAAAGGAUCUCACUCCGUCAGAUGGAUUCAACAUGGUUCAGGCGGUGGCUAUUGAUAGCAGUCAGCUACUGAAUAAACUGACCUAUUAUGAAAAGCACGUUGUAGAUCUUGAGAAAGUUGUUAACGACAAGGAGAGAGUCAUCCUUGGCAUGUUCGAGACGUUUUCGAAAGAGAAACAGUCCCACGAUAACACACAGAGACGGGUGAACGAGCUUGAAACGACGAUUGAACAGCUCAAGGCGGAGGCGUCAAGACUGAAAGAUAGUCUGUCCACCGCUAAGGCGCAGGCUAGAUCCCUCGAGGAGGAGAAUUCGAAGCUUCAGCGAUCGUUGAACGACACUCGCACAAGGUUGAGCACAAUCGAAAGCUUUUCUGCAGGACAUAUUGAAGGCGAUGAAAGUUCUUUGAUCGAUGGAUUCACUGCUCUCUGGGAAUUCGCCAAGACAGAGCUGCACCCGCUGCUCAGUGUUGAUCUCUCCACAGAAGCUAUCUCGAAUGAUUCACUGUGGGAUAAUCUGAGACGCUGCGACCUGGUUCAGCAUCAUCAGAUCCCCAUCCCGUGUUCCAAUACCCAGCCAGCUAAACACAUCCGUUUGGUAACUAUUCUCGCUCUUCUCGCGCGAGAGAUUGACAAAUAUAUAUUUCAGCCAUGCUAUGUCAUCCCGGAGGAGACGCACAUUCGAGAGGUUCUCUUGGACCUUGCCGUGACAGACAGCGCGAAAGAAUCUUUUUGCCGGUCUGUGCUGCAGUCCAUCAACAUACCAGACCAGGAAAAGAAUCUCUCGAAGAUGAUUCAGACCGUUGUCAAAAGCGUACUCUCAUACCUGGAGGGGUCAGUUCCAGAAUCUCAUCUUGCAUCCGUGCGUGCGGCCUUGGAGAGGAUUGUGAGCAGGGCAGCUGCCGUUUGGGACCCGAUACGUCGCGCGAAGCGCAGAUACGAGCUGGACUUCGACCAACCGGGACCUGAGGAUUGGUGGCUUCCAUUCACUGUAAACGAGGCCAAGCAGGCCAAGCAGGCCAAGCAGGCCAAGCCAGAAAGUGGACGGCCGCCCCAGGAGGAACCUGCUCUCACCAUCUUUCCGCGCCUUUCAGUCAUCGAAAAGGGGACCAUCACGACACAUACGGUUGUCAUCCAGCUGAGCAAAUCAUCGUCCAUCUUGCGCGAGGCUUUGGGUGAAAUAUCAAAGACACGAACGUCUGGCUUGAUUCGACUCAAGGGCAAAAGCUUACUGAGCAGAUCCUCCAGCUCCAGUGGUUCAUCCCAGCCAAAUGGGAGGCAUUAGGUGCCAAAAAGGCAGGCGGACAAUCAUCACCCUGCAAUCUAAGAAACGGCCGCUGUUCUGCGCGAAUUAUGAGAUCAGAGGUUAAGAAGGAAUGUUAUGUUGAGGUCUCUCCUGUCUUGUAGAAACAGGCACAUCACCUUCCUUCUAGAGUAGGAGCAGUGGACAUCCAAAGUGAUCCCCUAAUAC